ACUUCCUCUAAUCACAGCGAGCGAGAGCAAACACGAACAAGAUUCGAAUCAAUUCUCGUCUUUCAAGUGUUGGCAGAGAAUCUAUUGGGCCAGCUAAACAUGGGGAGCUCACGUCAUGAAAAGCGAAAAGAAGCUCGCUUGCAGAAGAACCAGAAAAAACAUGAAUCUUGGCUUCAGCGUCAGAAGUCCGAAAAGGAGAAACGAGCAUCCUCAUCAGCUCAGAAGACUGGUGAGGUGAUCAAGUCUGAAAUUUUCCACCAGAAAAGUGAUAGUGAAACUAAACAUAUGGAAUCAAGUAGUCCUAGCGGAAAAAAAGAUGAUGGAAAGUCUUUUAUACGUAAGAAAGAAGAGUUUAGAGUCAAAUCAAAGGAGAAGAAGAUGCAAAAAGUACAGAGAAUGAAAGAUCUGAAUAGACCAAAGAAGAAGACGAAAUUUGAAGAGUUUCUUGAAAUGGAUACACCAACUGUGAUAUCUGGUGACCAGGAUGCUGAACUUGAGAGGAGGCUCGCAAAGAAACUCAAGGUAAAGAAAGGGAAACUAAGGGGCUUGGAUGAUGGACUGAACGAUUUGUUCGAAGGACUUCCAUCUGUACUUGAUUCAAUGGGAUCUGAACUUGGUGAUUCCCGUAAGAAACGUAAGAAAAAGAGAUCCGAACAAAAACAGGACCAUGAGGAUGUCGAUAAGCUAGCAAAUGAAGAUUUGGAGCGUGAAGAAUCUGAUUUUUCUGAAGAGCCUGCAGGAAAAAGAGACCGUAAACGGCAUAAGAAGAAGAAGUCUCUAGAUGAAGAUCUAGAAAGUGAUCCGAUGAAUAUCACAGAUGAUGGUGAGUCAGAGACUAUUACUUAUCACGAUUCACCGUCACGCUUGGAGAAAGUAGAACCUCCUUUGCACGAGCAUAAGCCAGAGAGCAGCAGCAAGUAUGUUGCUCCUCAUUUGAGAUCUCAGGCCAAAAGUGAAUCUGAAGAACUCACUAAAAUGCGUACACGGAUAAAAGGUCUUCUCAAUAAGAUGGCUGAAUCCAAUGUUGAAACAAUAACUGCAGAACUUGCGUCAAUAUAUCGUUCUGUUGCGAGAAGUGUGUCCUCUCAGAUUUUUUGUGAAGAAGUUUUGACAACUUAUGCGAGAGGCAAUGAACAGUACGCUGUAUUUGCUUCUUUCAUAGCUGGCAUGGCGUGUCUAGUUGGAAUGGAUUUUAGUGCAAAGCUUAUUGCAUCACUUGCUAAAUCUUUUGAGGAUGAAUAUCAGAAAGAAGACAGUCUCUCUUUAAAUGGGAUUUCUCUUUUGCUUUCUUAUCUUUGCAUAUUGGGAGUUUGCUCCAGUGAUCUUAUUUAUGAUUUCCUAAUGACAUUGGGGAAACGGCUGACUAAAGUUGCUGCUUUCACUAUCACAACUGUUUUAGAUUGUUGUGGAAUGAAAAUAAGAAGUGAUGAUCCUCUGGCUAUGAAAACAUUCAUCAUCAGCAUCCAGAGCAAGGCAAAUGAAUUGAAAACCUCCUCCGAUGGCCAGACACAAAUGAGUAACAUGAUGAUGGAAAAGAUGCUUGAAACCAUUUCCGCAAUAAAGAACAACAAGUUGAGAGCUAAAGAGGAUUCCGUCCAGAACACAAGGGUAAAGAAGUGGCUUCAAAAGUUGAGAGUGGAAGAAGUAUUGUUAAGAGGGCUUACAUGGAGCAAGCUGCUUGACCCCGAGAAGAAGGGUCAGUGGUGGCUAUCUGGCGAUUUGGUGGUUGACUCAAACACCGCUGAAGAUGUAGCAGAAACAAUGGAUGCAGAGGUUGUUGAGGCUCAGAAAAUGUUAAAGCUAGCUGAUGCACAGAGGAUGAAUACAGAUUCCAGAAAAGCUAUAUUUUGUGUGAUCAUGAGUAGUGAGGACUACAUUGAUGCAUUCGAGAAACUUCUUAGAUUGGAUUUGCCAGGAAAACAGGACAGAGAGAUCAUGAGGGUUCUAGUUGAAUGCUGUUUACAGGAGAAAGCAUUUAACAAGUACUACACAGUCCUUGCUUCAAAGUUGUGCGAGCACGACAAAAAUCAUAAGUUUACACUGCAGUAUUGCAUUUGGGACCAUUUUAAAGAACUAGAGUCGAUGUCACUUCAGAGAUCGAUGCAUCUGGCGAAAUUUGUGGCAGAGAUAAUUGUGACCUUCAAUCUUUCUCUUGCAGCCUUGAAUCCAGACUAUGAAGGUCUGCGCGAUGGCAUCAAGUUCUUUGUGAAGGAAUAUGUUGUGAAAACUAAUAAGGCAAUCUCUGGGAAAUUCAGGAAAGCGAAAGAAGCUCUUAACAACGCAGAAGGAUUGCUCAUGUGAUUCGGUUAAUUGCCAUCAGUGUGCUAAGACCAACAAUUUUGAAGCUCUUACGAGUUCACUCUGAUUAUGUCAUAGCGUCUUUAUGUUGUACACACUUUCUUCUAACUUAAUUAAAGUUUCUACUUUCU
Arabidopsis arenosa is the source of this 2429-nucleotide messenger RNA. The record is from the annotation of a GenBank genome assembly. NCBI's taxonomy places the organism in Eukaryota, Viridiplantae, Streptophyta, Magnoliopsida, Brassicales, Brassicaceae.